Molecule: messenger RNA, 1731 nt
Organism: Lepus europaeus (European hare)
Lineage: Eukaryota; Metazoa; Chordata; Mammalia; Lagomorpha; Leporidae
Gene: DYTN
Product: dystrotelin
Exons: 13
Biological process (GO): synaptic signaling
Cellular component (GO): plasma membrane
Molecular function (GO): zinc ion binding
Source: RefSeq, a predicted model, not a curated record
CCUGACAGAAAGGAUGCUCUGAAUAACAUUGAGAAUUCCAUUUAUAGAACAGCCUUCAAGUUACGAUCAGUGCAAACUCUGUGUCAGUUGGACUUGAUAGACAGCUCCCUGAUUCAGCAUGUUCUACUACGUCAAAGUUUCUGGGAAGCUAGGAAGAGCUCACUUUCUGUGCAGCAGCUUUUUCAGGUGCUCCAAGAGCUUUUUCAGAAAGCCAUGCUGGAAAAACCAGGACAGGUGCAUCCCAGAGCGUCAGAACUUACUCUGAGCCUUCUCACAACCAUUUAUGACAGUACAGGAACAGGUUUUCUCAAGCUCAUGCCUGUGGCUGCUGCCCUAAUUGCCCUCUCAGGGGACAGCCCUCUCACAAAAUACAGAGCUCUGUUUCAGCUCUAUGCAGAAAAUAACAAGGCAGGUUAUGACCCUGGAGCACGCAUGACUCGAAGGAUUUUGAGAAACCUACUAACAGAUUUACAGCAGAUCCCAGCUGUUGUGGGCGAGAGUUGCUCUCUGUGCUCUGUGGAAAGUGCCACAAGAGGCUGUUUCCAAGGGGUGUUGAGCCCUACAAUUAAAGAGGAGAAAUUCUUAUCUUGGAUGCAGUCUGAGCCUCUGAUCCUCCUGUGGCUUCCAACAUGUUAUAGACUAUCAAUCACUGAAAUUGUCACUCACCCUGUCCGGUGCAGCAUCUGUCGGACCUUCCCGAUCUUAGGACUGAGAUACCGCUGUCUGAAGUGUCUGAACUUUGACAUCUGCCAGGUGUGUUUCUUAUCUGGUCUUCACAGCAAGUCCCAUCAGAAGUCUCAUCCUGUUAUUGAACACUGUGUUCAGAUGUCAGCAAAGGAGAACACAAAACUCCUCCUUGGGACCCUCCGAAACAAUCUGCUGCGAGGGCACUAUGGAAGGAAGGAAGCUAGAGGAAGACAGUGGCAGCUGGAUCAGGUGAACCCGAAGGACAUCGACCAUAAUUCCCAACUCAGGCUCCUUAAAAAACAGUUAAACAGAUGCAAAGACAAGUUGCAAGCAAUAUACAUCUCCCAGGAAGAAAAAAGUUGCAGAUUUGAAGCAAAAAUUCACCAACUCACAGCUAAGCAGAACAGUCUAUGGACCAAGCUACAGCAGCUGAGACAGGAUCUACAGGCCAUGCUGCAGCCACACCAUCCUUCAUCUUCUUCCUGUCAAAAUAGAGCGUCCAAGUUUAGCCAUUCUUCAGCUGAACACUUUCUAAAGAGAGAAGAUUCUUCCCAGGUCAAGAUCACCACUGAGAAUGGUUUAGAUUGGGAAUCUCUUUCUAACCCUGCCAUGGUUGAUAGAGGCCUCCGAAGCCAAGCAUAUGUAAAUCAUGCUCUCCCAGAUCCAGAAUCAUCAGAGAAGAGUUUGCAAAGCACAAAGGUGCAAAAUCAAGCACAAAAGAUGCCAAAGGAAAGCCUUAGCUCCCUACCCACUUGCCAGAAGGGACUGCUGCAAGACAACUCGCAAAUUGCUCCUACAGAUAUGGGCAGUCCUGCCCUGGCAUCUGUGGAAAAUAAAGAGGCAGUUAAUGUCAGUGAGAGAAAGGAUGAGCUAGAGGAAGAGGAACUGCAAGAACUGUUGACAAAACUUAUGGAUACCUUCAAUCUAGAAAUGCCAUCAGGUCCACAGUCCUCAGUAAACAUGGAUUUGUAUGGAGGAGCUGAACGGGUAUGCAGAGCCUUCUCUGCCCUUGUGGAUCAAAUCACCUUGCCCAGCUUGAAGUGA